AAUUGUAGUAAAACAAAAAAGGAAAAUCAAAAAGGCGCAAAAGAGAGAGAGAGAAAAAACGAUUUUUUCUUCAUUUAUUUUUCUGUUUUUUUUUUCUUACUUUUUUAUUUUAGUGUUGUAUUCUUUUUACGAAAGCUUUUUGAUAAUUGUAACGAUGCAGCAUUGCUGUUAGUAAGCAGUAUUCGCGAUAACGAGCAUCCCACAAAGAUAAAGCCAGGAAAUACGAGAAUAGUGAAAUAAUUAUUCUUGGGAUCGCGAUAAAACGAAGGCAAAAAGAUUUGUGGUAUGCCAACAGAAAGAAAAAGAAAGAGAGAGAGAGAGAGAGAGAGAGAGAGAGAGAGAGAGAGAAAGUAAGGGAGAGGGAAGUAGGGGAAGGGUCAUGUUUACGAAAGGUAAAGGAAUAAAAGUACGAGAACGGUGGUGAAGCAGUGUUGAAAUAAAAAGCAUCGAAUUGAAAAAUAGGACGGCGAGUUUUAUAGAUAAUAGAAUCCGGCUUAUGGAAAUCAUCGUGACAAUAAAAAAAAGGGGCAGAGGGUGUAAGAAGAAAAUGGAAAAUGGAUUACCCACGAAUUGAAAUUUCUUUGUUGCUCGUGCCACUAUCUCAUAGCAGAUUCUUUGAUUUUUUGUACGUAUAUAUGUCUGCGCAUUCAUUGAUUUUUUAUGUUUUAUUUAUAAAAGAAAAAAAAAUACUUAAUGUAUAAAUUAUAAGAUAAUAAAUACAUAUAUAUUAUGUAUUAAAUAGUAUCCAUAUAUAAUUUGCAUAAAUUAGUGUGCAUAUAUAAUUUUUCUCGACGAAAACAUUUCUAAAGAAAUUAAAGAAUAAUCUAAUCGGUCGUAAUUAACAUAUUCGAUAACAUUUUUUUUUUCAUCCAUAAUUUCAUAUUUACCAUAUCGUUCACUCCCUCUAUCUUUACCUAUACUCUUUCUAUUGUGUAAUGAACUUUCUCUUGUGUUUAAAUACGACAAAGGUAGGACGGAUUUUGUGGCACGAAUAUAGUCGCGCAUCGUUUGGAAACUUUGCGUGCGUCGAAUGCUCUGGUUAUUAUGCAUUUCACUUUGACUUGUAUUGUUAGCCUUUGUCAAUCGAUGCUUUCGUAAUUGUAUAUUGAUGAUCGUUCGAAAAUAUUUGAAGUACUUGAUUGUUACGAGAUUAACGAUCUCCCUUCUCUCUCUCUCUCUCUCUCUCUCUCUCUCUCUUUUGUCAAUUCUAAUACGAUUGUUUUAUUUUCAUCAAUGUUUGAUAUCUUGCUUCGAUGAAAGGAUAUUUAAGGCAAGUUAGGUCAGUCGCUCGAUCGACCUCAGACGAUCGUCGAGGUCGUGAUCAAGUUUAUUUGGUAAACAGAUUUACUCGUUAUGUGACAUUUACGCAUACGCAUAUGAAAUUACUAAGCAAUGCGAUUUAUUGCAGUGAUGUCAUACUGAACAUUGGACAUAGAGUUAGAGCUAAUAUUAUUAUGUAUACAGGAAAAGAAAAAAAAAGAAAAAAAAAAAAAGAAAAAAAAGAAAGAAAGAAAGAAAGAUACAAUGGAUGGGAAAAGAAAAAAAUACGUGAUAAGAAACGUCCAAUUACAUUUUAUACAAAAUAAAAUCUUUUGAUAUAAGUCAAGAAGAGAAAGAUAAAAGAUCGAUUAAUUCUUGACUUCCUUCAACCGAACUAGUUAUUAUUACAGAGAAGCAUUCUCGCACGUCUUUCUCGUCGAUAUUCUCUUUACGUCGCGUGAAGAUGCGAAUUAGUAAUUCUCUGGAUUUGCGUGAAUUGUUAAAUCUUUCAAAGAUAAAUCAUUGUGUACCUUUUUCUCUUUUGUCCUUUUCCUUUCUCUCUUUUUCGAUUCAAAGAGAAGGAUUCUUCGAGGAUUAUUCGUCGAUUGAAAAAAGGAUUAUCAAGCGCACGAGCUCGUCUCUCGCGUCCUUGCUUGAAUGCAAGUGUGUUGGAGCGAGCACGGCACGUAAAUGAAUAUUUACGAAGGAUUGUCGUGGUACCGAAGGUCCACGUGCUCGUGGAUCACCGUAGCGGCAACAGUCGUAUUCUGACCGUCGUCGUUCAAAGUGCGUGUAAUCGUUCCCAGUAAUUUCUUCAUUAUUAAGAUAUUUGCCUGUUUCUUUUAUUCUUUUGAGUGUCAUUAUAGAGAAAGAAAUAGAUAGAGAGAGAGAGAGAGAGAGAGAGAGAGAGAGAGAGCGCAGGGAGAGAGAGUGAGAGAGAAAGAAAGAAGGUGUACGAGAAAAGAAAGCAAGAGAAGGAGGAGGAGGAGGAGGAAGAAGAAGAAGAAGAAGAAGAAGAAGAAGAAGAACAGCAGUGGAAGAACGAGUUCACUUUCGUUCAUCGAGUUCUCUCUCAUGUCGUCGAUCUUCUAAGAGGGAGGAAUCAUUCUUGACCUUCGCAAGAUGGGCUGCGAUCAGCUCGCACUUCUUCUUUGGAAAAAUUAUAUUAUUCGCAAGCGACAACCAGGUAUUCUAGCCUUGAUAUUUCUAUGGCCGAUUCUGGUUUUUAUAAUACUCUAUACAGUCCGAGACAAUGUCGAUCCAGUAUAUCAUUCGACUUGUCAUUUCCCGUCAAGAUCGAUGCCUCAGGAUGGACUUUUACCUUUUGUUCAGAGUUUUAUCUGUAGUAUUGGAAAUACUUGCGAACCUCUUUCGGAAUACGAGGAAGUGCCAACAUACAAGAAUGCUAGUUUAGGUCCUUUAGUGGUCGAUAUGCAGCCAAUACUCAGCAACGAGACGAUUCUCUCUGCGGUGAAAACGUUACCGAAGAGUAUUCAACUUCUUAAGUCAAUGGCGCAGAUACUCACCCGACCGGAAAUCAAAGCGUUGUUUGACAGAGGUAUUUACCUCGGCGACCUCUUCAACAAUCACGAUCGGAUCAAGAGCUUUCUAAGGGCUCAAAUGCCACGAGCAAGUACUACCUUCGUCGAUAGUUUAUUUGAAUCGUCAAUAAGGUUGUAUUACCUUAUUGAAACAUUCGGCUCGACGAACGUCGAUGGUAUCGUUUGUUCACCAGAAAAUCUAAAAAAGUAUAUGAUCUUAUCGAAAGAAGAGGAUUAUGCGGAAAUCUCGAAGGUCCUUUGCGAAUUGAAUGCCGACAAAAUUCCAGAUAUAUUAUCCGAACUCUCGAAACAUAUUGAUUUUAAUAGUUUGUUGGGCAUGUUCGAUCGUGUGAUGGGAAAAUUUCGCGAUUAUGAUUUUUUCCAAGAUCUCAGGCUCACGGUCGAUACUAUUGUGAAUUUGAAAUCUAUAGAUAAAUACGUCCCGGGAUAUCUUAGAAUUCGAGAAUGGCUACCUAACGUUAUAAUGCUCUUUCGAAACGUCACUUUCAAGGAGAUCGAUCUUACUUUUAUAAACAAAACUGUAAAGCUAUUAGAUCCUAUUUUUGAGAAAGAACAUGAUUGGACGACGGCUCGUCAUGGAUUUUUAAAAUUGAAUACGUUACUUGGAAUGGUCAAGGAAAUUCUCCAUAAUCGUACUAACGAAUCGUCCGAUGAUUUUUUCUCGGUGUUCGAUAAUUUAAUAAAAACUAUCCAAGAUUUUUCACUUAAGAAAACGAACGAGACACAAGUUACGAAAAUAUUAGAUAUGGCAUUUUUGGUUCUGAAAGAUGGAAUGACUUUGACCGAAAAAUUGUUAACUAAACACUCCGAUGAAAUUCUUUUAGCCGCUGAAAUUAUCGAUAAUUUAAAAUAUUAUUUCUCCGAGCACAUAGUAAACUCACUUACAUAUGCGAGUUCAUUGAUUGAAAAUAUAGUGCGAAUGACCCAUCACGUGGCCGUCAUUCAUUUAGAAACUGAAAGGAACAUUUAUGAAAUUUGUAAAAAUCAUGAAGAAUUAGUACAAAAGAUUCUAACAAAUAUUGAUCCAAUAGUUUAUCGAACCAUUAUACGAUCCUUUUCUCGAUUAAAUUUUGUGGAGCGAUUAGUAGACGGCGCAAAGGAUAAAAAAUUCGAAGAAUUUAUUUGUGAGAGAAAAAUUUUAAACGAGAUAUUCGACAAUUAUCAGAAUCUGACAAUUGUCCAAUCGAAGAAUAUAGAGGAUAUAAUUUGCAGUGAUUCCGGAAAGAAAUUCAUUUCCGAUAUUCACGCAAAUUUUCAUUUUGAGGAUUACGAAAAAAUUAUAGAAAAUACUUUGGCCACAUUAGUCAGUAUGUUUUUUAAAUAUACUGUUGGAAUCGAACAAGCCAAUCUUACAACAGUUGUUCAGGUCACCAGAGCUUUCGUUUCUUAUUUGGAAUCUCCGAGAAGGGAUGAUCCAGAUUGGAGUAUUUUCGAAAUUAAUGAAAAUUGGUCAAAGGCUUUCGAGGAUACUCGAAGUAAAGGAAGAUUAGACGUCUUAGGAAUUCAUUUGAGUGUUGCAAAGAUGUGCGGUUCCCGUAGUUUAUCCUAUUUCACGGUAAAACCUAGAUUACAAGAUAUGAAUAAAUUAGCUAUAAUUAUUUUGCGAGAUCUUCAAACUCAACCAACUAGUUGGAUCGAUCAGUUUCGUCGGCACAAAUAUGAGCUGAUAGAAUCAUUUUAUCUUACCGUCACGGACAAAGAAAAGAGCCUGAAAAUAUUAGAAUAUUCGAAUUUUACGAAAUCGUAUUGCAUCGAUAAGAAUCCACCAAACUUAAUAGCAUAUCCUAAGGGAUCGGAUGAGAAGCUUUUAAAAGAAUUGAUUUGUCGUGUUUCGAGAUCUGUAGAAAAUGAUCUAAUGAUAAAUAUCAACGUUGUCGAUUUCGAUGACGAAGGUUUAUCCAAAGGAAAAAUGAAUACCUUCAAUUGGACGAUGUUCAACGAAGAGAUCAUUCAGAUUUACGGAUACAUUGACAAUAUUUUAUUUCAAGAGGACGAGCAGUACGAUCUAUUGAAAUUGGAGUAUCUCAAAUCUAAUUUUAAAACAGCGUGGACGACAAAUCUCACUUCGAAGGACGCUUGGGAGAUUAGCGUAGGUGUUUUAUGUAAGAUUUUCAACAUAAUGGAAAAGCCAAUUUUCAACAUACAGGAGCAAACUUUCUGGAAAAAUAUCAACGCGAUCGCAUGGGCUUCAUCGAUGAUCUUCGAAAACUUAGAAAAAACUAUCAAUCAGAUUCGUAAGAACGAUGGUAUGAUUAAGCUUCCGGAGAUUACAAAUGAUCUACCGGAAACGCAAAUCUUAUUGGAAACUUUCUUUCGAAAUUUCUUAUCGAUCAUAUUCGAUGUAAUCGAUUUGAUUUCAUCGAACUUUCCUUUUCAUAUUAUGAGUAAUAUCGAUAAGUAUAAAAAACGCGAAUCUGACUGGCCAUGUGUGCAUAAUGAGAGUAUCGGUGAAGUUUUGGAAUUAAGGAAUGGAAGUCGAUCAUUUUUAAGAGAACUCGAGAGAAUAACUUGCGAUUCUACUGGAUUUAUUAAAGAGUGGGAAAAUCAUCCCAUUAUAAUGAAAGUUCGAAAUAUCAUUCAAUUCAAUACCCCUGCAUUACUACCACCAUUUAAUUGGACGUUGGGAUACACGAAAUUCCGUGGUCUAGUGGAAACAUUUGAUACUUUCAUUAUCGACACAAAGGAAGUAAUUUUAGCAGAAAAUCCAAAAUUGCUGCCGUAUAUGAAGGUGGCUGAACCGAAAAUAAAGAGAAUCUUUGACGAACGUUUAUCGAAUAUUGAGGUCACUAGGAGGUCAUUUCUGGAUUAUAUCGAUCUGAAAUUAGACGAGACGAUCAAAGUGUUUCAAAGUAACCUCACGAUGAGCGAUUUAUGGAAAUUGAAGAUUACUGGGAUCGAUAGGAUACUUGUCAUUGGAAAGUUUCUUUCGCAUGUCCUCCACGAAGCACUUUCAUUUGUGAGGAAUAUUUUUCAAGAUGGAUCCAAGGACAUCAAUUUAUUGUCCAUAUUAGGUUUCAACAAUGAGAGUGUGGUCUCGAUAAUUUAUAAGAAAUUAUCGUAUAUUUUAUCAACAUUGGUGAACGGCCUGUCUGAUAGCAGAAUCGAGAAUAAAAUUUUACAAACAUUAAAGAACCAUGCGAAAUUCAAUUGCACAGAUUUAUUCGAUUGGUGGUCCGACGUUAGAGUCGGCCUUAGUAUCGAGGAAUACACGAUAUUAAAAAAGUUUACGUGUUAUCUUAGUCCAGAAAAUUUCAAUGGUUAUGUGAAUUUCGCUGCUACCGAAAGGGAAAUAUUUUGGAAACCAGUAAGUCGUUAUCGAUUGUAUAUGUUAACUGUAAUCGGUGAUAUCUACGAUUUUGGAAAAGCUAUAAAUAAAAUAUUAAAUACAACGGUAACUAUCGAGAGACCUUUUACUAAGCUAUACUUCAAGAAUGUAUUAAUAAAACUGAGGGAUUCACUGGAAUAUGUCGAGUCAGCUUCAUUUAAGAUCGCAGAAUUAAAUACUACAUGGGCAAACCACAAGCUGAUCAUUGAAGGUAUUUCCGAAGCUUUGUUUAAUAUUGCCGAAACUUUGGAGACUUUGGAAAUAAAGGACGAUGAAAUGUAUAUCUGGCAAGCGGUGAAAAGUGGCGAUGUUCAACAAUUGUUAAAAAUUAUGGAAGCUUCGCCCGAAGAAGCGAUAGCGUUAAUCGCUAGGCUUUUAACGAUAGAUAAAAGGACUUCUCAGAUUAUGCCUUUUGAAAAUAUUAGAGCAACGUUUUGUGAUCCUCAUUUUAUUCCUAAUUAUUGGGCCACUAAAGAUAGGAAUUCUUUCCUAAUGAAAGUUUGCACUUUCGAUCCGUAUCAAGUAUUGAAAUCUAUUACCAGCAUCGAAUUAUAUGAAGCUGUCGAAGGAAAAAGGGACGUUGUUAUAAAAUCAACACCUUUACCAUUAUCAUUGAUAAAAUUCUUAGACGCGGUAAUAAAGAUUAUAUCUUCGAACGAUAAUAUAAUCGUUAGAUCAAACAUCUUUAAUUCGACAAUCUGGAGAAAUUUAUCGUCGGACACGUGGGAUCUUAUAAAAAAUGCCGAAGCUUCAUGGAUUUACGAAAAUAUUAAACUUGAAGAGCCCCCUAAGGAUUUAAACAAAUUGAUGAAUCCAUUGACGUUGGUUAUAAGAUUUCUACAAUUGCUAAACUUCUUAGCGGACCUUUUGUCGGGUGGUGACAUUUGGCAGAAGCUAAGGAACGUCUACGAGAAUACGAAAAUCAAACCAAUCUUGACGCUGAUCGAAGACAUGCCCAAUCUCGUUGUCACCGUUGUAGACACAUUCUUCACUUCGGAAAGAUUAAAUGACUUUGUCGAAAAACUUUUUCUCGGUCAAGUAAAUCCUUGCGACAUCGACAGGUAUUUGAUACCAUCAAGCUUUGUAAGAAAAAAGGGUCUUCUUUCGAGCAUCACUAACUUUUGCCAGAACGUCCUUGCGAAUGAUAAAUUCCCUAAUACUUUGGACCUCUUAUUUUUCAACUUAGAUAACGUGAGUAACUUUGUUACGUACAAUGGUACGGAAAAACAUUGGAAUGAAAGUUAUUUUGUCGAAGAAAUUAAUAGUUCGUUAUAUACUUUAAUUCGCGUGAGUUUGGAAGGCUAUAAGAAUCUAAAGGUUCCAACUUGGUGGACGUCUUUUGAGGAGGGUACUCUCAAAGACUUUUCUUUGGAAUACAAAAAGAAGGACUUACGGACAUUGGCUCACUCGGUCGUGAAUAAAUUAGGAAGUUUGGUUAAAAAUCUUGUGAAAACAUCAUCUACUGCCAAAGAAUGUUCAUGGUGCACCACGCUUAUGAUCGAUAUCGUAAAUUCACAGUUAUCUCGACAUGCGCUUUAUGCACAGCUUAUCUGUGAUAUGAAUAAAUUAAACAACUCUGAAAUUCAUGAUCGACUAAUUCAUGAAUUUUAUUGGAACAAAACUGCGAGCAUGAUCGAAAAUUACAAAUAUUUAAAUAAUCAGAAGACAUUAAAUGAAUAUAUAACCAGUAUAGAGGCGACUUUUCACUAUAUCGCAGACAUCGUUGUUGAUUUUCAAAACGAAACAUAUAAGGAAAGGAUCAAUCAUUGUUUUCACAAGUUUAUCGGAGAUCCAGCGUUCUCGAGGCCGGGCUUAUACGUAAUAUUCGUUACUGGGAUUUUGGAUAUGCUACAAAGGAAUACUCAUUUGAUUGAUAUUGCGAGACAUCAUGAGAAUAUAAUUAAUUUGACGAAUCUUGCUGAAAAAAAUGUGCCCAUUUGGAAGCCAUUACGAGAAGUCGUGAAGAAGUCUGACGUUGAACUCGUUGAUGAUUUCUUACCGAAUGCGACGAUCAACGUGAAUGCUAUAUUGAGUGAUAGAAAUCAUUCUUUAUGUCGAACCGUUUUCGAGUGUAAAAACGUGAGCGUUCUCUAUCAAUUCUUAAGCUCGAAGAGGGCUGGCAAAGUUCUACGAUACGAUCUCAAAGCGGCCAAAUAUCCGUCUGUAAUGGAUAUUUCUGAUCGAUUAGCGAAGAGCUUAGAUCUGUCUCUGAUAAAACGGAAAAUAAUACAUUGGCGUCAAAACGCAUCGUGGGAUCUGACAUGGUUGAAACAGAUCUUACAUCAUUUAAGUGUUGUCCUCGGUGAGGGUGGUAAUCUCUUGGACGUUGCCUUUAAGAUAGAUUUCAAGGAUAUUUCCAAUGUUCUCAGUAUGCCAGAUAUCGUAGAUGGUGUGGUUAAUCUUCUGAAGGACAAGACCAUCGAUAAAAUAUUUUCAGGAAUGCACGAGAUUCUGGAGGACGUGGAACCAUUUCUGAAUGAUCAAAAUUUGAUCAAAGAUUUGUAUAACAUGAUCGUUUCUUUGGAGUCGAUGGAAAUUUUUAAGAAUUUGGGCUUAUUGAAUGUUAAAUAUGUCAUCAGCGAUAUGUUCGAUAAUUGGGAUACAGUGAGAACUUAUUUGAUCAAUAAGAUAAAUAUAUCGAAGGAGGUAGCAUUGAUUUUGAGUCAAGCUAAAAUCGACAUGAUAUCGGUUUUUAUGAAGGAAAAACGUGCGUUUAGUUUGAAGGAUACGAUCUGUUCGCCAUCUAAGUUAGGAGAUAUGUUAAACGUUGAACAAACUAAUAUAACGAUCGAUGAAAUUAGCACGGUACUUUGCAACUUGAACAAUACGCAAACGCAAAAUAUCGCUAUCACUUUAAUUAAGAAUUUAAAUUUCGAUUAUAUUCUCAAAACCUUAUUAAGCGCAAAUGUAAAAAACAUCAUGGCAAAUGCGAAUUUAACGGAAGCCGAAGGAAAAUUGGUAUUGGAUAAUCUAGGAGUCGUUUCCGAAUUGAUUCCAUUUUUUAAGGACAAACUUUCAGGGAACUUAAUUUCUGCUGAGAGUUUACAAUCCGAAGACGAGUCCGAUGCUAAAGAAAUAAUAUCAAGCUCGGAAUUUCUUACGGAUUCGAGUAGAAUGCUUUGUGGUAAAAAGAUAAUAGACAAUAACAAUGGAUUUUACAAAAUGAUUGCAAGUAUUCAGGAUAAUACGAAAGAAGAUGAUCAGAUCGAGCUCGAUUCUUUACCAAGUGAUUUCUGUAGGGAGACUUACAAGAGUUUAACCAACAUGGGUGCUGGAAAGAUUAUUUGGUCCUAUGUUAAACCAUUAUUACGCGGUCAGAUACUUUACGCGCCUGAUACUAUCGUGAUUAAAGAAGUUAUGUCUAUCGCGAAUGAUACUUUCGUACAGAUGGAUCAUUUUAGUCAAUUGAUGUAUAGUUUCGUGGAGACACUUAAAUCAUUGGCAAGCCUUUCGGAAAUGGGUGAUAGUCUCAACGAAUUGCAGGAUAUUAUGACAUCGAAAAUUAUGCGAAUAGCUAUCAAGAGUUUUGGUGGUGGAAACUUUGAGGGUGAUUUUUCGAACUUUAAUAUCGGCGAGAUAGCAUGGAGAUUAAAAAGAUCGAAGAGACUGAUUACUAUGGUAGAAAUGUUGAAUAAUCUGAUGGAUUGCGUAUUAAUCAAUCGAAUGAAAGGAUUUUCAACGGAGGAAGAACUCCAAACGUACGCUCGUUCUCUCAUGGAGACAAACGAGUUCUUAGCAGGAAUCGUCUUUUUAGAAAAGGAAACGGAAAGGUCUAAAAGAUCAUUGGAUUAUGGAUUAUCGGAUAAUGUCACGUACAAAAUUCGUAUGGACGUAGAUUAUGUUCCGUCGACCAUAAGAUUAAAGAAUCAAUUUUGGAUACCUGGACCGGAAAGCAGUUUUAUAGAGGAUCUUAGAUAUCUUCGAGGUUUCAUACAGCUUCAGGAUGCCAUUGAUCGUGCAAUUAUUAAAAUAAAAUCUCAAAAGGAUCAAAAUUGGAAAACGUUCACGCAACAAAUGCCUUAUCCUUGUUGGAAGCAAGUGCCCUUUCAAACGACCCUUUACGAAUCUCAGGGACUUCAAGUAUGCUUCUUUUUUGCCUUUAUGAUGUGCGUUGGAUCAAUCGUUCGACAUAUCGUAUGGGAAAGAGAAUCUAGGAAUUCUAUGGUGAUGAGUGUUAUGGGACUGAAGCCUUGGCGAAAUACCUUUGCUUGGUACAUAACUUCCUUUAUCGAGCUAUCAAUCAUAAUUAUUUGUAUCAGUUUGAUUCUCUUGGCUGGAAAAAUUCUUCCAAGAUCUAAUCCCAUCCUGGUUCUAAUUCUUCUCUUCGAUUAUAUAUUUUCUAUCUUAACGUUUUGUUACAUGAUAUCGACUAUGUUCAGUUCAGCGAGUCUUUCUGCAAUUACGACAGUAGUUAUGUUUUUAUUAACUUACAUGCCAUAUAUUAUCGUUAUCGCAAUGGAAGCUGUUUUUGGCUUGACUUAUAAAUUAUUAAUCUGUCUCAGUAUGUCAACUAGUUUCUGUUAUGGUUGUCUUUAUAUUGUUCGCAAAGAAGUACAAGGUACUGGUGUCACGUGGAAAAAUAUAUGGGAAGAAUCUAGUCCUGGUGAUCCAAUGUCCUUAGCUCUGAUCCUUUUUAUGAUAGCUUUUGAUGGUUGCAUUUACGUUUUGAUUGGUUAUUUCAUCACAAAGUACACCAAUUCAGGCAGGGACUUUCUUGGUUUGAGGUCCCGUAGCUUAUGGUGGGCCAACACACGUUCUCUCUAUGGCAGGCCCAGUUACCUCACCUUCGUCAACAACCUCUAUUUCACUAACGACGUUCUGCACCUUUCAACCACUUAUCAAGAGGACGAUUCAGACGUGAGUAAUUUGACGGUGAAUGAGAAACAAAUCGGCGUGAGUUUCGACAACGUUCGUAAAGUUUAUAAUACUGACAUUGGAGAAAUCGUAGCCAUUGAUGACUUCACUUUGAAGCUUUGCGAAGGUGAAGUGACCAGCCUUCUUGGAAGAAACGGAGCCGGAAAGACAACAAUCAUCAAGAUGCUGACGGGUAUGGUAGCUCCGACCAACGGUGAAAUAUGUUUGAAUGGUGAAGAGGGUUGUAAGCCAGACAUAGGGGUGUGCCCUCAGGAUAAUGUGCUCAUCGACACUUUGACGCCAAGGGAGCAUAUGAUCUUUUAUUCGAAGCUCAAGGGCCAGAAAGACAAUAUGAAUAUGGAAAAAAAUGUUAACGAUAUGCUAAGUUCGUUAGAAUUAGGUCGACAAGAGCACGAGCCGGUGUAUCGUUUAUCGGGCGGUACAAAGCGUCGACUCUGCGUAGCCCUAGCCUUUUUAGGUUCACCAAAAUUGGUGAUCCUCGAUGAGCCAGGCGCAGGUGUGGAUCCUGCAGCCAGAAGAAGAAUUUGGCGGCUGAUUGAUCAACAUCGUAUAGGUAGGACAGUUCUUCUUUCUACUCAUCAUCUGGACGAGGCUGACAUGUUAAGCGACACAGUAGUUGUCAUGCACAAAGGGAAGAUCCUUUGCACUGGUUCACCGUUGACUUUAAAAAUGAAUCAUGGCAGAGGUUACAGAUUGAAUGUUUCUUAUCCACCAACCAAUAUCUCUAGUGGAUCUAUCGAGAACAAGAACUUGAUGAUACUUCGAAAUAUCAUUGAAGGCAUUGUGUCUAAUUAUAACAUUAAUGAAACAUCUGAAACUGAAGUCAUCGUUACUCUUCCGUUUCAAGGAAAACAUGGUAAUAAUAACGACAUAGCCCAAGUCGCAAAGGUACUCGAAGAUAAUCAAAAACUUUUAGGAUUCAUUCAUUUCUCCUUGGAAUGUGAUACUCUCGAAAGAGUCUUUUUGGAUUUAUGUGCACGCGCCGAUAAUAAUUCAUUGUUGAACGGAGCUAACAUAAACAAUGCUGACAAAGUGAAUCAUAUUGGAUUGCCCCUUUCGAACGACGAGAUUGAUAUGAUAGAUCUAGAACCCUCGCCAAAGCCUACAGCAUUCAGACAAGGAAAGGCUUUAUUGAAAAAGCGAUUGUGGCAUUUCGCAAAGGACUGGAGAUCGCCCUUGGCCACCCUCAUUUUACCGACCGUCUUCGUUGCCGUGGCGAUGGGGUUCUCUCUAAUAAGACCACCAUCCGAGGACGAGCCACCACUGGCACUUAACCCGAGGCUUUACGAUACCCAUCCAACUUACUUCUACAGUAUCGAUAACAGCAAUGAUCCAUUUUUGCAACACGUGUCUCUUCAAUUACACGAUAGAUUUGGGGACGAUUAUGCUGGUGCUUGGCAAACUUUACCAAACGAUACGGGGACGUGUGAAUGUGUGGAUGGUCAACAAACUUGUCAAGGUGUGUCACAAGCGGUAGAAGGACUUUUACAAACUUUACCUGGUCGACCAACUCUUGAUUGGAUUGUUUCAACUCAUCAGGAAUAUAUUGAGAGAAGAUACGGUGGAUGGUCACUUUCACAUUGGAAGGACGAUCCCCUUUUCGUCAUUUGGUAUAACAAUAAAGGUCAUCACUCGAUGCCGUCCUAUCUUAACGCCCUAAACGAAGCGAUACUUCGUGCUUCAGGAGUCAACGGACAUUUAACGACCCUGAACCAUCCAUUGAAGCUUUCAAGAGACCAAUUGAAUCGAACCACAUUAUUGCAACGCGUCGCCGACGUUGGCAUUGCCUUGGUUCUUUUAAUCGCAUUUAAUCUGGUUGGCGCACAAGGAACGAAGGAAUUGGUUAGAGAAAGACUCUCGGAAGAAAAAAGAAUACUUUAUCUGGCUGGAGUUCACCCGGUGACUUACUGGACGACGGCCUUGAUCUGGGAUUUUCUAAUUUUUGGAUGUUCCAUUUGCUCGGCUGUUGUAGUUUUUGAAAUAUUCGGCUUGUCUACUUACGUUUCUAAAGACAAUUUAGCUGGUGUCUGUUUAUUACUCUUUCUCUUUGCUUGGGCUGCCAUUCCGUUCUCUCACUUAGCCGAGAAAGCAUUCGACGAUUCCAGUUUGUCCAACAUGGUUCUCUUUUGUGUGAACACCUUUAUAGGCGUGAGCUCUCUCGCCACUAUUUUGGUGAUCGAUAUUCUUGGAAAGACUCAAACAGCUGCCGAUGUCAGAAAUGUUCUUCAUCGAAUUCUCAUGAUCUUUCCACAAUACGUCCUUGGCGAUGCUCUCGUAGAAUUAUCCAAGAAUGACAUCACUGCCGAACUCUUGAAAAAAUUUCACAUGAAUACUUACAAGUCACCAUUGGGUUGGGAUCUUUUAGGCGUUCAUUAUAUUUUUCUUAUGAUUAUUGGUGCUCUAUUGUUCCUAACAAAUCUCAUCAUUGAAUGCCGACUCUUGCCAAAUUUCCGAAAACAGAACGUAAAUUACGAAGUUGUAGAAGAGGAUGAGGAUGUAAUCAAUGAAAGAACGAGGAUUGAAAGUGGCAUGGCACAUGAGGACAUUUUGAAAACGAUUAAAUUGAGAAAGGAGUAUCGAAGCGUUUACGGAACAAACGUUGCUGUUCAGAAUUUAAGUUUUGGUAUACAACCUGGAAAGUGUUUCGGUCUGUUGGGCGUCAAUGGGGCCGGAAAGAGUACGACCUUCAAGAUGCUAACUACGGAAAUUAUUGCUACGGCUGGUAGAAUUGUCUUAAAGGAAGAGGACGUUGGUUCUGGACCUCUUUGUAACGGUGAAGUUGGUUAUUGUCCUCAGACCGAGGCCUUGGAUGGUUUCUUGACACCGCAUCAGUGCUUGACGAUACACGCUGAGAUUUGCGGUUUGAAGAACGUUCCUAAGAUAGUCGAAAAUACAUUGAAAAGGCUCGAUCUUCUUAAGUAUGCUCAUCAAAGGAUUAGCAGUCUUAGUGGUGGAAAUAAAAGAAAAUUGUGUACAGCUGUAGCAGUAAUGGCUCCAGUUUCCGUAAUUCUCAUGGACGAGCCAACGAGUGGCAUGGAUCCAGCGACGAAGGAUUUAGUUGGAUGUGUGGUUAAACACGUCACGAAAAAUCACAGUAGCGUGAUAUUAACGUCUCACAGUGUCGCUGAUUGCGAAAGUUUAUGUACCAGAGUGGGAAUUCUUGCCAAAGCCGGUCUCAGGUGUAUAGGAACACCGCAACAUUUGAAGCACAAAUUCGGCGAGGGCUACGUUGUUUUCUUGAGAUUCAGCAAACCGACGUUAGUCAGUGAUCUCAAGAGAGCCAUUGCGAAUCAUCUUCCACAAGCCGUUGUGUUUUCGAGACAAGCAACUGCAGCACGUUUAUUGGUGCCAAAGAGUGAGGAGAUGGCACUGAGCAACAGCUUCGCCAAAGUGAAAAUGCUUGCGGAUGAGCUCAAAGCUACGGAUUAUACGCUCUCUCAGAGCUCCUUGGAUCAGGUGCUCGUAAAUUUCUCGGAAGAACCCGAGGACGAAUCUACGAUCGAUUCUAUGAGAAGUGGUUACACCAAUGCCUGCUUCAACAUGGACAUCAUUCAUAUGGAUACGCUUUGAGGAUGGAACAGAAAAUACACCAUUGAACAUUUUUCUUUGCUCUCUUUUAUUUUCAUUCUUUCUUUCUUUCUUUAGAAAAUAUUUUUUUUAUUUCAUGGGCCCCAAGCGAAUUUGUUUCUUCUCAUUUUCAAUGCGCUAUCUCUCUGUACAAUUAUUGCUGUGAUAACUCAAAAUUUUCAUUUUUUUUCUUACCUUUUCUUCUUUCUUUCUUUUAUCAUCUAUCUUUUCUUAUCUCUCUCUCUCUCUCUCUCUCUCUUCUUUUUUUUUUCUUUUUUUGUUUUUUUUUUAUAUAUCUCUUCUUAACACCCAUGAUUAUGGGUUAAUAGGUAUAUCACGAGCCCCGACAAAUACAAGAACAUUGUUACUUCACAGUUUAUCCUCGUCGAUUAUUUGAAAGAGUCCGAUGAUUUUUGUAUAUGCAUUUUAGUUCCUAAACUGUGUUUCUCUUGGAGUGCUAUUCUUUCUUCUUCAUGCUUUCCUUUUUCUUAUUUUUUUUUUUUUUUCUUUUUCCUCUUUUCUUCUUCUCAGUAAUCAGAAAACAACUUCGAGUACUUAAGAUUUAGAUGAAGUAUUUCUUUAACGUAAACUAUUCAUAAGUAUUAAGUAUUGAUAGUUUAAAGAAUGUUACUUGAAAGUUCGUCUUUCCUGUAACUAAUUUAUUAGCUUUUAAUUAUUAGUAAGGGACUAAUUAAUUUUUACUUUUGUUUAAUUAGAUUUAAAGUUUGCAUGAACAAAUUGAUGUAAUGUCGUACAUGUAUUUUUCUUUGUAUCGAAUUAUUAUUAUUAUUAUUAUUAUUAUUAUUGUUUUU
Molecule: messenger RNA, 15401 nt
Organism: Vespa velutina
Lineage: Eukaryota; Metazoa; Arthropoda; Insecta; Hymenoptera; Vespidae
Gene: ldd
Exons: 50
Coding region: 2383-14592 (4069 amino acids)
Biological process (GO): lipid transport; transmembrane transport
Cellular component (GO): intracellular membrane-bounded organelle; membrane
Molecular function (GO): ATP binding; ABC-type transporter activity; lipid carrier activity
Source: RefSeq, a predicted model, not a curated record